AUGGAGGAUGAUUUAUUUGAUUUUGUUGAAAAAACAGUAGGUAAUAAUGUAACAACUGAAGCAAAAGAAAAAGAAGGUUUAAGAGAACAAUGUGUAGAAGGAGAAAAUAACAAAGAUAUGUUCAAGGAUAUUCCACAAGAUAAGGUUCAGGAAAUGGCAACAAGAGUAACAGCAAUAAAAGAAACUAUAAUGAAACACAUAAAAGAACUAGAAGAUGAGAAUAUGCGAUUGAAGGGAGAAUUAAAUGAGGCAAUUGCAACAUCUUGUCCAUCCUGUAAUCAUAUAAAUGGUGAAUACCCAAAAAAUGAAAAACAGGUAGAAGGUUUCAUUUAUGUUGAUGGAAAAACAUUGCGAUUGAAGUUUGGUGAUUCUAAUGAAAUGAAAACAUAUUAUUAUAAUAAUAAACUGCAUUUGUUUGACGAAUCGACUUAG
Molecule: messenger RNA, 432 nt
Organism: Strongyloides ratti
Lineage: Eukaryota; Metazoa; Nematoda; Chromadorea; Rhabditida; Strongyloididae
Exons: 2
Coding region: 1-432 (143 amino acids)
Source: RefSeq, a predicted model, not a curated record